Messenger RNA from Homo sapiens (human), 2346 nucleotides. It is a transcript of the gene LARP7, whose product is annotated as La ribonucleoprotein 7, transcriptional regulator. The record is from RefSeq and is a predicted model, not a curated record. Gene Ontology annotation, biological process: negative regulation of transcription by RNA polymerase II; U6 2'-O-snRNA methylation; regulation of mRNA splicing, via spliceosome. The transcript has 15 exons. Gene Ontology annotation, cellular component: nucleus; ribonucleoprotein complex; nucleoplasm. Bases 300 to 2087 code for a protein of 595 amino acids. Lineage: Eukaryota; Metazoa; Chordata; Mammalia; Primates; Hominidae. Gene Ontology annotation, molecular function: U6 snRNA binding; nucleic acid binding; RNA binding.
AUCCUAUGACGCGAAAGUAACCGAGACUAUCAGGAUCCGGAGACGGAAAUGUCCGAAGGCCGCAGUACUUGACCCUGUAUUUUGGGAGUCGAACGGAGACUCUGCCAUCGUCCUCAAAGAGUAAAAAAUCCAGUUACGGAAGGGAACUAACACUUGCUAGAUAUGGUGUGCAGAGUGCGUUUGCAAAGAAACUUAAGAGAAAACAAAUGAUAGGACACAGGGUGGUGGAAGAUCUCAAAGAUCAAGCACCACAUACCGACAGACCGCAUGUAUGACAGUGGUCCCAUAAGAUUAUAGGAAUGGAAACUGAAAGUGGAAAUCAGGAAAAGGUAAUGGAAGAAGAAAGCACUGAAAAGAAAAAAGAAGUUGAAAAAAAGAAACGGUCACGAGUUAAACAGGUGCUUGCAGAUAUUGCUAAGCAAGUGGACUUCUGGUUUGGGGAUGCAAAUCUUCACAAGGAUAGAUUUCUUCGAGAACAGAUAGAAAAAUCUAGAGAUGGAUAUGUUGAUAUAUCACUACUUGUGUCUUUUAACAAAAUGAAAAAAUUGACUACUGAUGGGAAGUUAAUUGCCAGAGCAUUGAGAAGUUCAGCUGUUGUAGAGCUUGAUUUGGAAGGCACCAGAAUCCGGAGGAAAAAACCUCUGGGGGAAAGACCAAAGGAUGAGGAUGAACGCACAGUGUAUGUGGAGUUACUUCCCAAAAAUGUUAAUCACAGCUGGAUUGAAAGAGUAUUUGGGAAAUGUGGCAAUGUUGUUUAUAUAAGUAUACCACAUUAUAAGUCUACUGGAGAUCCAAAGGGAUUUGCGUUUGUGGAAUUUGAAACAAAAGAACAAGCAGCAAAAGCAAUUGAGUUUCUUAACAACCCACCAGAAGAAGCACCAAGAAAACCUGGCAUAUUUCCUAAAACAGUGAAAAAUAAGCCCAUUCCAGCCUUAAGAGUUGUGGAAGAGAAGAAAAAGAAAAAGAAGAAGAAAGGCCGAAUGAAAAAGGAAGACAAUAUCCAAGCCAAAGAAGAAAACAUGGACACAAGCAACACCAGCAUCAGUAAAAUGAAAAGAUCCAGACCCACAUCUGAGGGCUCUGACAUUGAGUCCACUGAACCCCAAAAGCAGUGCUCAAAGAAAAAGAAAAAACGGGACAGAGUUGAAGCAUCUAGCUUACCUGAAGUCAGAACAGGGAAGAGGAAGAGAAGCAGCUCUGAAGAUGCAGAAUCCCUAGCUCCCCGAUCAAAAGUAAAGAAAAUUAUUCAGAAAGACAUCAUUAAGGAAGCAUCAGAAGCUUCCAAGGAAAAUAGAGCCCCAUGUCUUAACGGAGAGCUUUUUUAUUUAUUUCAAGAUAUAGAAAUCUCUACUGAAGAGGAAAAGGAUACUGGAGAUCUAAAAGAUAGCUCUCUCUUGAAAACAAAAAGGAAACAUAAGAAAAAACAUAAAGAGAGACAUAAAAUGGGAGAAGAAGUUAUACCAUUAAGAGUGCUAUCAAAGAGCGAAUGGAUGGAUUUGAAAAAAGAGUAUUUAGCGCUACAAAAAGCUAGCAUGGCUUCUUUAAAAAAAACAAUAUCCCAAAUAAAAUCAGAGUCAGAAAUGGAAACAGACAGUGGAGUACCUCAAAACACUGGAAUGAAAAAUGAAAAAACAGCCAACAGGGAAGAGUGUCGCACCCAGGAGAAAGUUAAUGCAACAGGACCACAGUUCGUGAGUGGAGUGAUUGUGAAGAUCAUUAGCACAGAGCCUCUACCUGGCAGGAAACAAGUCCGGGAUACUUUGGCAGCAAUCUCAGAAGUUCUUUAUGUUGAUUUGCUAGAAGGGGAUACAGAAUGCCAUGCUAGAUUUAAAACUCCUGAGGAUGCUCAAGCAGUAAUAAAUGCCUAUACAGAAAUUAACAAGAAACACUGCUGGAAACUCGAGAUCCUUUCUGGUGAUCACGAACAAAGGUAUUGGCAGAAGAUUUUGGUUGAUAGACAGGCAAAACUUAAUCAGCCUCGGGAAAAGAAAAGAGGCACUGAAAAGUUAAUCACCAAAGCUGAAAAGAUUAGACUGGCAAAGACUCAACAAGCGAGUAAACAUAUAAGAUUUUCUGAAUAUGAUUGAAAAAAAAAACAGUUCACCUCUUAAUACUUCACAAGAUACUUGAGCUGUUCUUGGGAGAUUCACUUUUAUUAUGGUAGCACUGCAUAAUUAAUGUGUUUUUAAUUAAAAGAAAUAUCUUUGUUCCUCAACUUGUAAAUAAGACUUUUUUCUAGAGACAAAUAUGAUGUAUACCACAAUUUUUCUUAAACAUUUUAUUUGUUGAAAUUAUCUUAGAUGUCAGUGUCAGGUGAUUUAGUAAAUAAAUGUGUUUUGAACAUUA